AUGGAUUUAUCCAAUGUAGAUAAUGAAUCUUAUAAAAAAUAUAGUGGUUUGGUAUCAGAUGGUGUGGAAUCUAUCGAACCAGGAAUCAAUCUGAGGAAUCCUGGUUCAAAAAUUACGAGUACUUUAUAUGAAAAUGAAACUAAAGAUAUCAAACAUGAAAGUACUUUACUUCUGCAAGAAGAACUUUUAGCAGCCCAUCAUUUGCAAAAAGCGUUUAAACAUUUUGAAUUUGAAAAUGAGCCGCAAUCUCAUUUCACGAACAAGUCGACUGAAAAUAAAGAAAACGAAGCAGGAAAGCCAAAAUCCAAAGUCGAAGAGGAAAUUAACAAGUACAAAAUGUGGCCAUUAGGAAUACCUUUCAAUGAAGGUAUUGCUACUGCAAAUGAAGGUGAUGCCGAAUCAAGAACUGGUGCCCCAGAAGCGCUUCCAAAACCAUUACAAAAAGGAAUGACAGUUUUACGUGGAAGUUCAAACCCAUUCGGAAACAUCUACGCGCCUACAACCCCACUUGGCAUCUAUCCAGUAAUCGAAAUUUUUCGUGGUACAAAAAAAUUGAGAAAUUUGCGAAAAAAAACUCUUGUGUUGAGCGGAUUCAAUAUGAACGUAUAUAGCAACAAACUGUAUUGUUUAGUGGGUCCUAGAAAAUGUGGAAAAACCACUGUUUGUAAAAUUGUGAUCGGUCGUUGGGGUCUUGAUGGAGGUGUAAUAAGACUUUUUGGAAAAUCGUAUGACCGUUGUAAUCCGUCUGAUAUAGGCUAUAUGCCGGAGGAAAAUAAAUUGCAACUUCAGUUCACGAUCAAGGAAACGUUUUUCUACUUUGGAAAUUUGUUCAAGAUUCCACGCAGGGUCGUGGAAGACAGACUAUCCCAGUAUUCAACGCUAUUUGAGCUUCCUGGAUCUGGCAAAAAGCUAAAGAAAAUGCGCGAUCAAGAAAUUCGGGCUGUAAGUUUUGCCUUGGCAUUGUUGCACCAGCCGCGUUUGCUAAUUCUGGACGAACCAACUGCAGGAGUUGAUCCUGUCUUAAGACACAUGAUAUGGCAACAUCUACAUGUACUUCUACGCCAAGGUUCCAUCUCGGUACUAGUCACGUCCCAUGAUAUGGCAGAAGCGCCCUUUUGCGAUUCCGUAGGGAUUAUGCACAAGGGCUUCAUGUUGGCCGAAGGGGCACCCCAGGACGUUGUGCGACAUUUUGGGGCUGUACAUUUAAGGGAUAUUGCCUAUUUGUAUGAAACAGGCGCCAUCGAUUUAGAAAAGUUGCGAAGUAUGAAUAAAACUGAACGAGAUGCAUCUGAAGCAGGGCCUUCUAUGAAGCCAUCGGUUUCUGUAGGUUUUAUGCCUGUUUCUGAAGCUCAGACAAAUGUGCCAGAACCAGACUCAGAUUUUGAUAAAAAUAGAACAUUUCUCCAACUUUGGUGUCCAUUUCGUAGUCAAUUUAUGACCAGGAGUGUCUGGAGAAUCACAUGCAGAUCUAUAAGCAGCAUUUCUAGAAAUUUUUGUCGCCUUUUGCUGAUUUUGUUUUUGCCACCUUUAUUUUUGAUCAUUUUUGGACUUACUGUUGGUUUGAUUCCGGGAAAUUUACAUGUUGCAGUCGUGAAUUACGAAGGUAAUUGCUCCAAAAUGAAAAAUGAUUUUAGAAAUAUCAUGCUCAGUUGUAAUAUGCUAAGAUAUUUGAAGCAAGAUCAUGCUGUCCAACCCAUAUAUUAUGAUGAUAUGGCCAAUGCAGAAAUUGCUUUUCGUCUGGAUAGAAUUAAAGCGAUUCUGGUUUUCGUGCCGAAAUUGCCCACAGUAUCUGACGAUUCGUUUGAAACUGAGCCCACAACACAAAGUACCACUGAAAUUAAAAUAGAAGAUAUGACUAAAGCUCCUCCAAUGACACGUCCUGUAUACUAUCCUGAGGCUAAUAUUGGAUACAACGUGGGAAAUUCUUCUUUGGUAUCUGAUCCUUUGUUUUCAAAUCCUGAUAUAGUGCUAAUGGUCGACAACAGUAAUAUCUUAGUUCGCAACGUAAUAGUAGACUCAGUAACCAACGCCCAACGCCACGUCCUCAGCGAUUUUUCGGCGAUACGUGGACAAAAACUGCCCAUAGUCGUCUUAAAAUCGGUUCACGAGCGUUCUUACAAGUACCGUCCACGGGGCAUGCUCGUCUGGGGCGGAGUCGUCGGCUACUGCUUCGCCGCCGGGGCGAUUAUUUCCGCCGCCACUGUUGCGGACGAUGAUGAUUUAGAUGUAAAUGACAGACUUAUUGCAGCAGGAUUUUUUAUAUACAGCCUAGUCCAAGAUAAGAUAACUGCUGUUAAAGUGGUUCUGUACAUACUAUGUCCACUUCUUCUACUAAGUGGCAUUCUUUGGCCUGUUAAUUGUUUAAGCCCAUGGCUCAGAAAAAUUGUGAUGUUUGGCCCAAUUAAUCUUGCUGCAGAAGCUAUUACUGUGAUUUUAGUACGAUGGCAAGGAAUUUUUACAUGUGCAGAUUUUCCUGGGGAUUCUAUCGCCAAAUAA
Messenger RNA from Ctenocephalides felis (cat flea), 2496 nucleotides. RefSeq lists its product as uncharacterized. Bases 1 to 2496 code for a protein of 831 amino acids. Gene Ontology annotation, molecular function: ATP binding; ATP hydrolysis activity. NCBI's taxonomy places the organism in Eukaryota, Metazoa, Arthropoda, Insecta, Siphonaptera, Pulicidae. The transcript has 20 exons. The record is from RefSeq and is a predicted model, not a curated record.